CUUACCACUUACUUUACCACCUCACAGCCUCGUUAUAUCUACCUACAGGUCCAUGAUUUGACGGUACCCUUGUGCUUCGGAUAUACUGGCGGUAUGUGCUCCUACGCCCCGGCAGCCAUUUCCAGCACGCAUUUUGCGUAUAAAUAUACAUAGGUAGGGAGCUAUGAAGCUGCCACGGUACCAUACUGCCACGGCCACGGCCACCGGCACUAGCACUAGCACUGGCACUAGCAGUAGCAGCAGCAGGUCAUCUACCACCCUGGCCUUGGCUCUAGCUCUGGCCCUGAUUCUUACCCUGGCAUCAACGCCCUGCAUUACCGCUGCUGCUACCGCUGAACCCUCGCAUCCCCGCGGCACUGGCCCUGGCCCCGACAACGGCGCCCUCCCCACCCCCCCGGCCUUCCCCGGCCCGUGGAAGCGCUAUAUCAGCACCCCAGCCAACAAGAGCCACGUCGUCCCGUCGCGCAUAUGGAAGGUCCGCGGGAACGUGUCGCUCCCGGCGGCAACGGGCGAGGAUGGCGACGGGGAAGCGGCCAGUGUCUUUGGCAGGGGCGGCGGGUUUUUGGUUGGCAUUGGCGGCAUGUUGACGCUGGCGUUUGAGCAGAACAUCGGAGGGCGGCUCUGUCUCGAGAUCGACGGCGCCGGCGGGAACCCGACGGUUAAUCUUGCUUAUUCCGAGUCGCCGUGGUUCGCCGGCCGCAUCCCCGACGCCACAACGGACCAGCAGGAAAGGGACCUGCCGCUGUCCCUGCACGUUGGCGACACGGCGCGCACUACUACCCGCUGCGUCGACCCCGAGUUUGUGCGCGGCGGGCUCAAGUUUGUCACGGUUAGCCUGCCGUAUAGGAGUAGUGGUUGGUUUAGUGGCCGUGUUGUUCAACAGGUGCUCGCUCUCUUCUCGGGCACGCAGAAGGCAAAGGCGAGCGCGCCGUGGGUGCGCAUCUCGAUGCUGUGGGUCAACUGCACGGCGUUCCCAUCGCAAAGCAACGGGCGGGCGUACUCGGGCUACUUCUUCAGCUCGAGCGACGUGCUCAACCGGGCGUGGUACGCGGGCGCCUGGACUCUGCAGCUGACAACAAUCAACCCGCGAGAGGGCUCCGCGCUGAUCGACUACAACCGCCUCGUCGACCACAACACGUCGCCCGUCGGGUCGUGGUACUCAAACUUCACCAUCGCCAACGGCUCCGCCGUCACCACCGACGGCGCCAAGCGCGACCGCGUCGUGUGGCCCGGCGACAUGGCCAUCGCCGUGCCGGGCAUCGCGGUCUCCACCUAUGACAUGGCCGCCGUGCGCAACGGCCUCGACGUCUUAUUUGCUCACCAAUACCCCGACGGCUCGCUGCCCUACGCCGGCCCGCCCAUGGGCUUCCACGCCGAGUUCUCCGACACGUACCACCUGCACACCCUGCUCGGCGUCUUCAACUACGUGCUGUGGUCGGGCGACGUCGCCUGGCUGCGCGCCCGCUGGCCCGCCUACCUCGCGGCCCUGCGCGCGAGCGCCGCCAAGGUUGACGCGCUGGGCCUGUUGCACGUGUCGUCCACCGCCGACUGGCUGCGCCCCGGCAUGACGGGCCACAACCUCGAGGCCUCCGCCAUCCUGUACGCCGCGCUGGCCAAGACGCAGCUGCUUGCCGCCUGGCUCGGCGAGGCCCCCAGCGACGAGUGGCCCGCUCUGCAGCGUGUUCUCGAGAACGGCCUCGCCCGCCUCUACUGCCCCCGCACGGGCCUGUUCUCGGACAACGUCGGCCGCCGCGGCUGCGCCGGUGAUGACCACGUCGAUCCCCAGGACGGCAACAGCUGGGUGCUUAUUAGUGGCAUCGACCUCGCGCCCUCGGGCCGCCCGUGGGAGCACCCCAAGUCGCCGCGCCGGGGGUCCAAGAUGCUCCCUGGCGGGCCGCCCACGCGGGCGAACAUUUCGGCGAAUCUCCGCAAGAGGUGUCCAUCCAGGCUCGCGCACGGCGCGCCGGCUGUCGAGUUCCCUAACGUCAUCAGCCCGUUCAUCAGCGGCUUCGAGCUGCUGGGGCACGGGGCGGCGGGGCAGGUCAGCAUGGCGGUCGAGCUGGUGCUGCUGGAGUGGGCGCACCUGCUCGGCGGCGACGGCUUCACGGGCAGCACGCUGGCCGAGGGCUUCCGCGUCGACGGCCACCCGCAGUACCCGGCAUACUGGAGCACGGCGCGCAACUCCCAUGCCCACGGCUGGAGCGCUGGCCCCACGGCUGCGCUGCACCGCUUCGUGCUCGGGUUCGAGCUGCUGGAGCCCGCGGGCCGCAGGGGCAGGGCAAAUCCGCAGCUGACGCCCUGGCCAGUGUUUCCCUCAGCACCCACCCAUAUACAUACCUCCCAUUUCAACCAAAGCCAGAAUCACAGCUAACCGCCCCAUCAACAGGCUAAGCUAGGUCCGCGGCGGCUACUCGACGUCCAUAAGCCGGUUCGAACUCGCACACUACCGCGCCGUCGAAGUCCGGCGCCGGAACAACAACGACAUC
Molecule: messenger RNA, 2486 nt
Organism: Lasiosphaeria miniovina
Lineage: Eukaryota; Fungi; Ascomycota; Sordariomycetes; Sordariales; Lasiosphaeriaceae
Product: Six-hairpin glycosidase-like protein
Exons: 3
Coding region: 164-2371 (735 amino acids)
Biological process (GO): carbohydrate metabolic process
Source: RefSeq, a predicted model, not a curated record